Molecule: messenger RNA, 423 nt
Organism: Hydatigera taeniaeformis
Lineage: Eukaryota; Metazoa; Platyhelminthes; Cestoda; Cyclophyllidea; Taeniidae
Source: the annotation of a GenBank genome assembly
AUGGAACACUUAUUUGACCUAUCCGUAACGGAUAAAGAGGCAGAAAUUGAGGCAGCCAAUCGUGAGUGGAUGAAACGAAUGCGGGAGGUUGCAAUUUGUGGAGAACGCGAAGCAAUAAAUGAUGGUUUUAAUUCUCGUUCGAGUUCCAUCUUCGAUAGGGGCCUUGAUGUCGGCUUCGAGGCCGUGAGAGAUCUGGCAGUUCUUAAGGGGCGUUUGCUUUUUUAUAAGUCAAUGCGAAAUGCAGAUGGAUCUUUGGUGGAUCAACUCCUGUCUGAUCUAGAUUUGUUGAUGAGACAAGUUACUCGGGCAUUUGCCGCCAGUAGGGACCAUUCUCCUGCCUUUGAGGCUGUGUUUUCCAAAGAUCUUUCGGAGAAAAUAGCAAGCACUAAAGAGGCAGUGGAUAAGUUUUUAACUAUGCACUAA